Rhineura floridana is the source of this 2196-nucleotide messenger RNA. RefSeq names its product neuropeptides B and W receptor 2 (gene NPBWR2). Gene Ontology annotation, cellular component: neuron projection; membrane. Gene Ontology annotation, biological process: neuropeptide signaling pathway. Bases 919 to 1917 code for a protein of 332 amino acids. Lineage: Eukaryota; Metazoa; Chordata; Lepidosauria; Squamata; Rhineuridae. Gene Ontology annotation, molecular function: neuropeptide binding; neuropeptide receptor activity. The record is from RefSeq and is a predicted model, not a curated record. The transcript has 2 exons.
GUUCACCCACUGGGCAUUUUGUUAUGCCACUGGGGAGGUGUAUUAUUAAUUAGGUAGACUAAAAGAGAUAUAAAUAAUCAUUCCUUGGUAUGAUCCAGGCUAAUUUAUUUUGGUUUAUUCACAACACACAAACACACACGUGUAGCAGGAAUAUGCAGCAUCAGCCGAGCGAAGUGAUCCUCCUCUGCCUCUAAUUUAGACAGAAGACUCCAAACAGUGUGAAGCAGCCAGUCGGCAGAUGUUGGACCUAAGAGGGAGAAAUUCUGGCUUGACUGGGUGAGAGGAACACUCAGAACCAGAGGGGAGUUUUAACUGACAAAGCAGGAUCCUAACGUGGCUGUGCUGUCGUCUCUGCAGUUCCUAAAAUGGGUAUUAGAAAGUGACUGCUGCACCCCCGGGAGUGAAUGAAAUGGAUGAACUAGCGCUCUCUUCAUUGCAGAUCCUCGGGGAGCAAGCAACUGUAGUCCUAAUGGAAAGUAGCUAAAGUUAACAGCUACUUUUGCUUCCUUUCCUGAUGUCGCAGUGGGGCCAAGGGACAUAGGCAAAGCUUGUUCAAGGAGUUAAUACGAGGGCAGUUUUCAUUUAGGACGAAAGAAGCUCAGUUUUGAACAGUUAAUGCAUAGCCAGAUGACUGUGACUAAUACAGAAGAGGCGUAGUUCCAAGAGAUGCUGUACUGAACACUGAAAAUCCCGCCCCUUCUGCUUUCCUAGCCUCAAUUUGGUCCAGCCACCUUUGGGCUGGCAUCUUUUCAACCCUAACUGAUCUAAGACGGUUCGUGGAAUCUGUACGUCGCCUUCUGCUAGACCUUCUGAAAGCAGCCGGCUUGCUCUGGAAUAUGCUUCCCCCAUGGACGACCUUCGGUCCUCGCUCACCUACAAUAUAAUCUGAAGAACAAUCGGGAAACUGAGUGAGGAGGUAUGGCAAACUCCGGAGAGGAUGGAGACCUGAAUGCCACCUGCAAUGGCACAAGUGACACUUGCUGUGCGGACAAUUCUACAAAGUACAACUUCACAUCCCAUGAACAGUCGCCAGACUUCUAUGUCCUCCUCCCUGUGAUCUACUCUGUGAUCUGUGCUGUGGGUCUGACGGGCAACACGGCUGUCAUCUAUGUGAUCCUGAAAGCCCCUAAGAUGAAGACAGUAACCAACAUGUUCAUCCUCAACUUAGCCAUUGCCGAUGACCUGUUCACUCUGGUCCUGCCCAUCAACAUUGCGGAACAUCUCUUGCACUACUGGCCCUUUGGGGAGAUCCUCUGCAAAGUCAUCCUCGCCAUCGACCACUACAACAUUUUCUCCAGCAUCUACUUCCUCACUGUCAUGAGCAUAGACAGGUACCUGGUGGUCCUAGCUACCGUCAGGUCUAAGCGCAUGCCCCAUCGCACCUACCGGGCUGCCCGCAUUAUCAGCUUUGGCAUCUGGUUCCUAGUCACGCUCAUCGUUUCCCCCUUCUUCGUCUUUGCCAAUGUCUAUAAAGAUGGCUUGGACAUCGAGAGCUGUGCCCUCAAUUUUCCCAGCCCUGAACGUUUUUGGUUCAAAGCCAGUAGGAUCUACACUCUCAUCCUGGGCUUUGCCAUCCCCGUUUCCACCAUCUGUAUUCUGUACAUCAUGAUGCUGUAUAAACUGAGAAACAUGCGCUUGAACUCGAAUGCUAAAGCCCUAGACAAGGCCAAAAAGAAAGUCACCAUCAUGGUCUUCAUUGUCCUGGCUGUGUGUCUUUUCUGCUGGACACCCUUCCACCUGGCCACCAUUGUGGCUUUGACCACUGAUGUGCCCCAGACCCCUGAGGUCAUUGGCAUCUCCUAUUUCAUCACCAGCCUGAGCUAUGCGAAUUCCUGCUUGAAUCCAUUCUUGUACGCCUUCUUAGAUGACAGCUUCCAGAAAAGUUUCAGGAAGAUGCUGGAAUGCAGAGCUGCUUAAAAUAUCAGCCCUUCCAUGUUCAUCAUGGCUUUCAGUGACAACUCCUGCAAACUUCUCAGUGUGUGUCUGAAGAACUCUGCAUUUUGCUUACGUUUAAUUUUGUUUUGGGGGCUGCUUAUGUCUUCCCUGUAAGAAUCAUCCUGUUGUGCUUUCGUUGCUGUUAAUUCUUUCCCAGCUAUUUUGCUUUGUCAGAAUGCCUAAUGUAUAUUGCCAGAAAGGAGAAAGAUCUUGGACUUGUAGAAGUGUCCUUUCUUGUGUCCUAGUCUACUUCUGCCCCCU